Porites evermanni is the source of this 462-nucleotide messenger RNA. The record is from the annotation of a GenBank genome assembly. NCBI's taxonomy places the organism in Eukaryota, Metazoa, Cnidaria, Anthozoa, Scleractinia, Poritidae.
AUGAGGCAGUUUACCAUGGAAGUGGUAUUCGGCGAAAAACAUUACACAACAGGGGUAGUCGAAUUCAAGGCCAGUCCGGGAUGGCUGCAAGAUCCCGAGGAGAUUGACGAAAUUAACAGGAGGAGAGCCUUGCGGGUUACUCUGGGCCUUGGUAAUUUCCCCUAUCAACUGUUGAUGAGCAGAAAUGUGAAAAAGCCGGUGCCAGCGGUUGAUUUCGCAAACAGCGUUGCAAGUGUUGGCGGGCUGUUCAACCAGGAACAAAACAUAUAUGUCACGCCCACAGAGUAUUUCACCACAAAAUACAGGGAAAUUUUCACAAACGCAAAAAAUCAAGCAUACGAUAGGGAAAGAGGCAAGGGCGUGGCUGGGAGGGCUAAACAUGAAAUAUUGGCCGCAGCAGCUGAAUAUUUGCGCUACGGUGGGCCACCACUGGUUCUGGUAUUUCAAAGGACAUUUUGCUGA